Molecule: messenger RNA, 4278 nt
Organism: Anopheles funestus (African malaria mosquito)
Lineage: Eukaryota; Metazoa; Arthropoda; Insecta; Diptera; Culicidae
Gene: Psi
Product: far upstream element-binding protein 3
Exons: 7
Coding region: 925-2877 (650 amino acids)
Biological process (GO): regulation of DNA-templated transcription
Cellular component (GO): cytoplasm; nucleus
Molecular function (GO): mRNA binding
Source: RefSeq, a predicted model, not a curated record
GCCCGGGAAAUAAGGAAGGGAAAAUCGAUAAAGAACGGUUUCCAACAUGGUGCUGUAGUUUGUUGCGUUCUAUUCCUUCUUACGCACAGAUCACUGCGUUGCUGUGAUCUGUUUUCUCGUUCUCUUUGUUGGCUGGCGGUGUAUUAUUUGCUGUGGCUUUUGUGUGUGCAUAUUUGUGCGUGUCGCUGCGCGGUGUAGCGUUUUUCAUCAUCCGAAAAAUGGGGGGAAAAAACUCUUGCACUCCACACACGUAGAAUCGAUGUUUUCCUUUUCCGUCGUUUUUCUUAAUAACAGCCGUAUCAGUUUCGUGCGAACGUGUCCGAUCCUUUUUGCGUGAAUUAAACAUAAAAUGCAUACACAGCCCGUGUGAAGGAUAGUUUUGAAUAAGAAGCAUACAUUAGCGUUGCAUCCUUGUAACUGGAAUGGGACAUGAAAAUGGAAGCACCCCUGUUGGAAAUAACCGCAAAAAAGAAAAAGAAGUUCCCUUAAAUUUGCGAAAUGGUUGUGCGGCUUAAAGGACAUUCGCAAAAAUCAAAGCACACAUUUGCAUUAUGUUGAACGUGUUGACCAGUACAGAUUUUUCUUUAGUUGGCUUUGGAUAUUACUUGAUCCAGCUACUGCGAAAGUAGAAUUUAGAUAUCCUUUCCCAUUCAUUCCCGGCAAAACAUCUCUAAAACGAGAAAAGUGUUAAACAAGGGAAAGAAUUGUACAGUGCGUGUAUAUGUAUAUAUAUAUAAAUUUGUGUGUAUGUGUGUGUGCGAACAAUAGUUUUAGAUUGCCGCUAAGAUACACCCGGGUGGUCACCAGCAGCAGCAGCAGCCGCACCAACCAGUGAAGAGACCGCACGACGAUCACGAUUCGGGGCCAGAAUUGAAAAAGUUCGGUGGACAGUCUGAUUACAAUAAUGCUAGCUCGCCUACUGGCAUGAGUCAGGCUGCGAUGCAAGCCGCCGCCCAAGCUGCAGCAGUAGCCGCCCGUCUGUCGCAGAACAACAGCAGCAACAACCAGAACAACUUCAACGCUCCUAACGCUCCCGGAGGCGGUGGAUCGCAGGACCCGAACCAGCGAGUGCGCGAACUAAUCAGCAAGAUGGUAAACCACGGCCCAAUGGACAACGGAAAUCAUCCGGGCCAAGGUGGUGGUGGCGGCGGCGGCGGUGGAGGCCGUGGAGGUGGUGGUGGCGGCGGCGGCUUCGGCACAUACCAGGAGAUGAUGAUUCCUGGAUCGAAGGUGGGCCUGAUCAUUGGCAAGGGUGGUGAAACGAUCAAGCAGCUGCAGGAAAAGACGGGCGCCAAGAUGGUGAUCAUUCAGGAUGGGCCGGGCCAGGAGAUGGAGAAACCACUACGUAUAUCCGGCGACCCGCAGAAGGUGGAACAAGCGAAGCAACUGGUGUAUGAGCUGAUCCAAGAGAAGGAUGCGUAUUCGCAGCGACCGAACAUGAAUGGGGCCGAGCAGGCAGAAGUGUUCGUGCCGAAGGCGGCCGUCGGUGUGGUGAUUGGCAAGGGUGGAGAGAUGAUCAAGAAGAUUCAGGGUGAAUCGGGAUGCAAGCUGCAGUUCAUGCAAAGCCGUGGUGACGGUCCAGGCGAUAGGCGAUGCAUUGUACAAGGGUCGAAGGCACAAGUUGAGGAAGGCAAACGUAUGAUCGAGGAUCUGAUCGACAGUGUGCUGCGCCGUGAACAGCAGGGCGGUGGAGGUGGGCGCGGAGGUGGCGGAGGUGGUGAUGGUGGUCACGGUGGGCGCGGCGGCAUGGGAGGUAAUCCCAACCAGGAUAAUAACUACAAUAACUACAAUGGGCCACAGGUGACGCGGCUGGAAUACACCUUUACUGUACCGGUAUCGAAAUGUGGCAUUAUUAUCGGACGUGGUGGUGACACGAUCAAACAGAUCAAUCAGCAGUCCGGUGCACACACGGAGAUGGACCGAAAGGCGUCGCAAAAUCAGACGACGGAGAAAACGUUUACCUGUAAGGGCGAGCAGCAUCAGGUGGACGAAGCAAAGCGAUUGAUUCAGGAUAAAAUCAACAUGGAGAUUAACAUGGUGUACGUCGGCUCGACGUCCGUGCCGGUCAAUCAGUACCAGAAUAAUGGGGCUGGUGGUGGCGGAGGUGGCGGAGGUCCUAACGCUUACCAGCAGGGUGGUUGGGGAGGAGGUUAUCAGUCGCAGGGUGGUUGGGAACAUCAGCAGUCGCCUCAAGUAAACGCAGCUUCGGCCGCGGCAGCAGCUGCUGCAGCGGCGGCACAACAACAGCAACAACCACAGGCAGAUUACUCGCAACAGUGGAUCGAGUAUUAUAAGCAAAUGGGAAUGCAUCGAGAAGCAGAACUGAUUGAGCAACAGGUUAAGGCACGUCAGGCAGCCCAAGGAACAAUGGCAGCUAAUCAAAAUGUGCAAGGUCAAACAGUGAUGGGCGCCGCGGGACCCGGAGCACCUCAACAACAGGCACAGCCGCAACAGCAGCAAGUCGGUGGUCAGGCAGAUUACAGUGCAGAAUGGGCUGAAUAUUAUCGACGGAUUGGCAAAAUCGAAGAAGCGGAAGCAAUAGAGAAACAGAUUGCAGCAAAUAAGGCCUUGCAAGCACAGGCCGUUGCGGCAGCGGCAGCAGUGGCGGCAACAGCUGGCGGUAAUCAGCCCGGAGGACCGGGUGGCCCUGGCGGUGGUCAGUAUGGCGGAGGUGGAGGACCGCAGCAAGGACCCGGCGGUUAUGGUGGUCAACAAUACCAGCAGUACUACGGCGGUGGUGGAGGAGGUGGCGGUGGUGGUGGUGGUGGCGGUGGUCAGCCUGGAUACGCAGGUUAUCCUUACGGUGGAGGCUAUCCGGGGCCAGGAGGUGGUGGCUCCCAGAACCAGUCGAAUGCAUCCAAUCAGGACAAGAAUUAAGAAACAAGAGUUGGAAAGCACGCACGGCCCCUUCCACCAAUCGACAAACGACAGCCUUCCAGACAGUGCACCGCGUGUAUCUUUCACAUCAGGAACGAAGAGCUCAAGGAAGAGAAAGUACGAUCAAGAACAAUAUGAUCGGCUUAAUGAUGCGUGUUCGAAGAAAAGCUCUUAUAACCUAACACUACUUCUCUACCAAUACUGCAACCACUACAACAGUGCGAAGUGAAUGGGAACGGCCGACAAACAACAAUUAUAUAAUCCAGCAUAGCAGCAAGUGAAAUAAAUUGAAGUUCGAAGUAAUUAUGAUUAAUCCACAAUCCAAUCUAAAUAAAACUAGUUUUUAGGGAAUACCUAUGAAAUGGUAACGUUUAUAGCAGCGUUAGUAGCAAUAUUAUGUGAACCGAUUAACAGAUAGCGAGAAGCUUUGCAAAGAAAAGGAAAUAGCACAUAUUCAAAUGAAACAUAAGCAAAAUACCCGUUGCUCGGAUCCGGGCAGCAUCAAACACAGCCAACCGAAACGCUACUGACAGGUUGUACAGAGUAGCCUCACUUACUCUUACGAAUCGUCAACGGCGGUUCCGGUUAUGUGGAAAGUGCUGUCGAAGGAGAGGUGUACAGUUUCCGCUUGCCAAUCAAUCUCUGUGUGCAGUUAUUUCGUAGCAUUUUUCCUGAAUCAUGUGUAAAGAACAAUUUAAUUAUAGCUAGCGCGUCGUGUGUCGAAAACAGUUCGAAAUAUAUUACUUCUAUCAUACAGAUAGAAUCACUCUUCCAAAGGCAGGAUAGCACCCGAUCAGUGUCAGUGAUGAAUGUGCGAUGGAUGCGACAGCCACCGUAAGACAAAGGAUGAAAAUGGACUUCAACCGUGUGACUCGAUUCCCAGACUCGCAUGACGUUGAAAGGGAUGUGAGGGUUGUGUAAAUUUGGUGUAGUACUUUGACUUAACUUGAAUUUCGCACACAAGGGAACUGCUAUCACAAUAUCUCGUCGCACUCCACUUAUAAACUGUUGUGUUGAAACAUAUUUGAAAGUGAUACGAAGAUGAUAUGUGCACCGGCACCUUCUCAAAUGUGCUGCCGAAACCUUUCAUCUGUUAGCGCAGUGUCGUCCUUACCUUCCGUUGGUUGUGCUAGCUGAGAAAAGGAAUCGGCAAUUUACACGCACUAAAGGUAAAAAUCUGAGAUAAAUCGCAAACACAUGUAUAAGGGUUUCUUGUGCUCAAAUGACCGAGAAGGAGGCGCUUGGAUUGAGUAAACAUCGACAUUGUAAGUCCUUCAAAUACUAGUUAUAAUGUUAACACACACAGAAAAGAUCAAUGAAACGAAAAAGGGAAUCCAUGCAAGUUGCUCUCUCUAAUAUUACUUGAUGUAUAAAGUGUUCUUUUAUUCAUUGUACCUCAAA